CGGCGGCAGAGCCAGGCCCCCUCCUCCUUCCGCGGCCGGCCUCCUUCCUCGGCGCCCCACGUUCCCGGCCGCUCCGACGCCGACGCCGCGCCCGCGUGCCGCCCGCGCAGUCCCCCGUGGGAGCCGGAGCCAGCGUCCCGGGCCGCGCGCCCCGCUCGCCCAUCCCGCCGCGCAGCCGCCGCCGCCGCCAUGCCCUCGGCCAAACAAAGGGGCUCCAAGGGCGGCCACGGCGCCGCGAGCCCCUCGGACAAGGGCGCCCACCCGUCGGGCGGCGCGGAUGACGUGGCCAAGAAGCCGCCGCCGGCGCCGCAGCAGCCGCAGCCGCCCGCGCCGCACCCGCCGCAGCACCCGCAGAACCAGGCGCAUCGGGGCGGCCACCGCGGCAAGUCCUCGGCCGCCGCCGCCGCUGCCGCGUCCUCCGCGUCCUGCUCGCGCAGGCUCGGCCGGCUGCUCAACUUUCUCUUCUACCUCUCCCUGGUGGCGGCGGCCGCCUUCUCGGGCUGGUAUGUCCAUCACGUCCUGGAGGAGGUCCAGCAGGUCCGGCGUGGCCACCAGGACUUCUCCCGGCAGAGGGAUGAGCUGGGCCAGGGCUUGCAGGGCGUCGAGCAGAAGGUCCAAUCCCUGCAAGCCACCUUUGGGACUUUCGAGUCUAUCCUGAGGAGCUCCCAGCAUAAACAGGAUCUCACCGAGAAAGCCGUGAAGGAAGGCGAGAGUGAGCUCAACCGUAUCAGCGAAGUUCUACAGAAGCUGCAGAACGAGAUUCUCAAGGACCUGUCGGACGGGAUCCACGUGGUGAGGGACGCCCGCGAGCGCGACUUCACGUCCCUGGAGAACACGGUGGAGGAGCGCCUGACGGAGCUCACCAAGUCCAUCAAUGACAACAUCGCCAUCUUCACCGACGUGCAGAAGAGGAGCCAGAUGGAGAUCAACGAGGUCAAGACGAAGGUCGCCUCCCUGGAAGAGGCCAAGGGGGAUCGCAGCCAGGACGUGAGGAACCUGAAGGACGCCAUGAAGGAGGUGCAGGCCUCCAUGAAGUCUAAGGAGAGGGACAUCGAGGCCCUGAAGAGUUCCCUUCAGACCAUGGAGUCCGAUGUCUACACAGAGGUCCGGGAGCUGGUGAGCCUCAAGCAGGAGCAGCAGGCCUUCAAGCAGGCGGCCGACUCGGAGCGCCUGGCUCUGCAGGCCCUCACCGAGAAGCUCCUGCAGUCCGAGGAGUCCUCCUCUCGCCUCCCGGAGGACAUCAGGAGGCUGGAGGCAGAGCUGCAGCAGCUGAAGGCGGGGACCGGUGGCUCGGAGGAGGCCGCCGUCCUCAAAGACUCGAAAGUCCUCGAGGAUCUGCAGCGGCAGCUGGAGGGCCUCGGGGCCAGGCUCCAGUAUGUGGAGGACGGAGUCUACUCCAUGCAGGUGGCUUCUGCGCGCCACACGGAGAGCCUGGAGUCACUGCUGUCCAAGAGCCAGGAGGAUGAGCAGCGCCUGGCCAUGCUGCAGGGACACUUGGAGAACCCCGGCUCCUCCUCGGAGCUGGCCGGCGCCGUGAGGAGCCUGGGGGAGGCCCAGCUGACGCUGGCCAGCGACGUGGAGGGGCUGAAGCAAAGCCUGGGUGAGCUGCCCGGUACCGUGGCUUCCCUGCAAGAGCAAGUGCUCUCCCUGCUCAGUCGGGACCACGCCCAGGCCGCCGCCACCGUUGGCUUGCCUUCUCAGGACUUUCUGGACAGACUCUCCUCCCUCGACAACCUGAAAUCCUCAGUGAGCCAAGUCGAGUCAGACUUGAGAAUGCUCAGGACUGCCGUGGACAGCCUGGUCGCCUACUCCGUCAAGAUUGAAACAAAUGAGAAUAACUUAGAGUCCGCCAAGGGCUUGCUAGACGACCUGCGGAAUGAUCUGGAUAGGUUGUUUGUCAAAGUGGAGAAGAUCCACGAAAAGAUCUGAGGGAACUGCCCAUGGGCACAGUUUCUUACCACCAAAAACAAAACAGGAAAAAAAACAAAAAAAACAAAAAAUUCCCACUGUUUUCUCCCAGGUGCCCGCCCACCGCCACCUCGCCCCUCCCCCACCCCACCAAAAGCAGCAGACCCCAGUUGAACACCACCCUGGUGUCCUGUGCCCAGUUAAUUUAUUUGCAGUGUAUUACCACACGGCCUUUGGUUUCUUAAGUCCCUUUUCUGCUUGGUUUGGCUUCCUGAAGGCCCAGCCAGCCCUGUGCAGAACAGGAUGUGUCUCCUAUUUAGAAAGAUGACCGCGGCUUUAACUGGGGCUUAUCAGGAAGCAGAUUAACCUAAAAAGAAAGAUCCUGUCAGGCUGACAGAUUUAUAGUAAAAUAGAAAAACAACAAAGAACAGGUGGGGGGCACUUUUU
This is a messenger RNA of Apodemus sylvaticus (European woodmouse), 2355 nucleotides long. RefSeq names its product cytoskeleton associated protein 4 (gene Ckap4). The record is from RefSeq and is a predicted model, not a curated record. The coding region runs from base 190 to 1929 and encodes 579 amino acids. Gene Ontology annotation, cellular component: rough endoplasmic reticulum. The transcript has 2 exons. NCBI's taxonomy places the organism in Eukaryota, Metazoa, Chordata, Mammalia, Rodentia, Muridae.